GUUCCCACAUAACAUGCAGCAAAUUAUGGCUGAUUUCCUCCUCCACUAUAAAUACUCUCUCUCACUUCCCCUUUUUCAACUCCUCCCUCUCCUUUCUCCUUUCUCCUACUCCACACAAUCCAAUCAAAUCCAAUCAAAUUCAAUCGAGUCUUAUCUCAGUCAGAUUCCUCCCCUCAGCCAACCCCAUAAUAAAAUAAAAUGGAAGUCGAACUAGUAAAAUGUGAUUGUUGUGGGUUAAAAGAAGAGUGCACAAUAGAAUACAUAGAAGCAAUAAAAGCAAAGUUCAAUGGAAAAUGGCUAUGUGGGUUAUGUUCAGAAGCAGUAAGAGAUGAAGUAAAUAGCACGGGUGUUGAAGAUGCUGUGCGCGCACAUAUGUCAUUUUGUAGCACUUAUAAGUCUAGUCCUGCUUCUAUAGUUGCCGAUGGUAUGCGCCAAAUGUUGAGGAAAAGAUCGGGAGAUUAUUCGGGUUCUUCUCGUAGGAGUUUUUCUUCUGCUUCUAGUAGUAGUCGUGUUACUAAAAAUUAUGGAAGAUCAACCAGUGCUUCUCAAGUUCUUUGAGUUUAUUUUUAUGAAUUUUAAUGGAUGUAAUAAGGUGUAAAAGUAAAACAGAUGUUUUCUGUUUCUUGAGAUUGGAUAAUGUAAUGGGUAAUUGAGUAUAGCUUCAGAUUAUUUUGGGCCUUCGCUUCA
Amaranthus tricolor (Joseph's coat) is the source of this 687-nucleotide messenger RNA. RefSeq lists its product as uncharacterized. The coding region runs from base 199 to 558 and encodes 119 amino acids. The record is from RefSeq and is a predicted model, not a curated record. The transcript has a single exon. Lineage: Eukaryota; Viridiplantae; Streptophyta; Magnoliopsida; Caryophyllales; Amaranthaceae.